CACAGGUGAUGAAAUGUCGAGUGUAACUGUUCCGUCCUUGCAGUUAUUCCAGAGCUUGACGCCGGGAACAAUGGCUAGAUUGGCCGCACCGGGGCGGUCCCCUUCACUUCCGUCUUCCUCUGGAGUCAAUUCCACUCGCCAUUCCGGACUCACAGCGAAGCUCAACUGCUGCUCGCGUCAAUGUAGGGCCGAUUCGAUGAAUUUGACUGCCGGAACUUGGGAUCGGCCGCGCACCGGAGCUCCGGUCAGGGGCACAGGAGAGAAAAUCGAGGAUUAUUUACUAUGUGAUGGAGAGGAUACCGAUGGUUCCGUUGACAAGGAGGGUGAUAAUGCUUCACCAAAGGUUCCAGAACGAGACUUUACCGGCACCCCUUAUGUUCCUGUGUAUGUCAUGUUACCCCUGGGUGUCAUCGAUAUGCAAUGUAGGCUUGUGGAUCCUGACACUCUCAUAGACUACCUGCGGAUAUUGAAAUCAGUUAAUGUUGAUGGUGUUAUGGUGGACUGCUGGUGGGGUAUAGUAGAGGCAUUGUCUCCACAACAAUAUAAUUGGAAUGGUUACAGAACACUUUUUCAAAUUGUGCGUGACCUAAAGCUUAAACUACAGGUGGUUAUGUCAUUUCAUGAAUGUGGUGCAAAUAUAGGCGAUGACGUUCACAUUCCGCUUCCAGAGUGGGUCACAGAGAUUGGGCAGAAAAAUCCAGACAUAUUUUUUACAGAUAGAGAGGGACGAAGAAACCAUGAAUGUCUCACUUGGGGAAUUGACAAGGAGCGAGUUCUAAGAGGCCGAACUGCAGUUGAGGUUUAUUUUGACUACAUGAGAAGCUUUCGAGUAGAGUUUGAUGAGUUCUUCGAAGCUGGUGUCAUAUCUGAAAUUGAAAUUGGACUUGGGCCAUGUGGGGAGUUGAGAUUUCCUUCUUAUCCAGCCAAACAUGGUUGGAGGUAUCCUGGUAUUGGUGAAUUCCAGUGUUAUGAUAAGUACCUGAUGAAGAGCCUGAAAAGAGCUGCAGAUGUCAGGGGUCACACAUUUUGGGGUAAGGGUCCUGAUAAUGCAGGUUCAUAUAACUCCAGCCCACAUGAAACUGGGUUCUUUCGUGAUGGAGGUGACUAUGAUAGCUACUACGGCAGAUUCUUUCUGAAAUGGUACAGUCAAGUUCUGAUUGAUCAUGCUGACCGCGUUCUUUCCCUGGCAAAUUUGGCCUUUGAAGACACUGCAAUUGCUGCAAAGUUAUCAGGUAUUCAUUGGUGGUACAAGUCAGCUAGCCAUGCAGCUGAAUUGACUGCUGGGUUUUAUAACCCGUGCAACCGUGAUGGGUAUGCUCCAAUUGCAUUGAUGUUAAAGAAGCAUGAAACUGCUUUGAAUUUCACAUGUGUUGAGUUGCGUACAAUAAACCAGAAUGAGGACUUUCCUGAAGCUUUGGCUGAUCCUGAGGGGUUAGUUUGGCAGGUGCUAAAUUCUGCAUGGGAUGUAAACAUUCCAGUUGCUAGUGAGAAUGCACUUCCUUCCUAUGAUAAAGAAGGUUAUAACAAGAUUCUAGCAAAUGCAAAGCCCUGGAAUGAUCCAGAUGGAAGACACUUAUCGGCUUUUACAUACCUCAGGCUAAGCUCUGUUCUCAUGGAGAACCACAAUUUCCUUGAGUUUGAGAGGUUUUUAAAAAGAAUGCAUGGGGAACCAUUGUCCAAUUAGAAUUUGUUUGGGAAGGAAGAUUUUAGAGUAGACCCUACCUGGUAAACUGAGCUUGAAGAUAACAGUCAUCUGAGAUUGAAGAUAUGCAACAAUGGGCUAAGUAUGAAGAGAGCAUUAGCCCUCUGUUUGGUUAUAUACCCUAUGUUUGUAGAUAACAGGGGAGAAAAAAAACAAAAAAUGUUUGAGGAAUUAAAGCUUGAUUCUUGUUGUUGUUUUGUGUGUGUGUUUGGGAUAAAGGUCUUGUUGCUUGGUAUUUUUUUGGCUAUGGCUCAUCAGGCACAUAGCAAGGUAUGGAACACUUUGUAUGAUAAUUUGUCAAGAGGAUUGUGUAUUUGCAGCAAAAGCUGCAUUUUAGAUGCCAUUUUCAUAGUGAAGAGAUUCUAAAGAAUGAGGAGAUGCAAUCCCUAUUCCUAAUUGUCUAUCAUGUUGGUUAGUAAAUAAUUGAAAAGAAACACUUGAAAGAACU
Cuscuta campestris is the source of this 2150-nucleotide messenger RNA. The record is from the annotation of a GenBank genome assembly. Lineage: Eukaryota; Viridiplantae; Streptophyta; Magnoliopsida; Solanales; Convolvulaceae.